Cherax quadricarinatus is the source of this 1669-nucleotide messenger RNA. The record is from RefSeq and is a predicted model, not a curated record. Lineage: Eukaryota; Metazoa; Arthropoda; Malacostraca; Decapoda; Parastacidae.
AUGAGCUACGAGGAAACACUAAAAGAAUUGAAUCUAACGACCCAGGAGGACAGGACUAUGGGAGAUAUGAUAACGACAUACAAAAUAUUCAAGGAAACUGAUAGAGCAGACAGAGACAGGCCGUUUGAAAGCAAUAGCACCAACAGCAGCACCAGCAGUAGCACCCACUGCAGAAGCACUAACACCAGCACUAAGAGGACCAUCUGUGCAUUAGCAACAGCACCAACAUUAGCACUAGCACCAGCAGCAGCUGUAGCAGCUGCACCUGGAGCAUCAUCAUCAGCAGCAGCAGCAACAGCAGCAGUGGUGGUGGGGGUCCCCAACACGUCAGUGAGGCAGACGCGGGGUUGUGGUGGUAGAGGCAACACCUCCCACACUCUCUCUACGGCACCUUCCUCACCUGCUGCACCGCCCACCAGUGUACCGCCCCACUGUUACAACACCCAACGAGUGUGCUGCACUGCAUCACCACCACUACCACUGCAUCACCACUACCACUGCAUCACCACUACCACUGCAUCACCACUACCACUGCAUCACCACUACCACUGCAUCACCACUACCACUGCAUCACCACUACCACUGCAUCACCACUACCACUGCAUCACCACUACCACUGCAUCACCACUACAACUGCAUCACCACUACAACUGCAUCACCACUACCACUGCAUCACCACUACCACUGCAUCACCACUACCACUGCAUCACCACUACCACUGCAUCACCACUACCGCUGCAUCGCCACUACCGCUGCAUCGCCACUACCGCUGCAUCGCCACUACCGCUGCAUCGCCACUACCGCUGCAUCGCCACUACCGCUGCAUCACCACUACCGCUGCAUCACCACUACCACCGCAUCAUCACUACCACUGCAUCACCACAACCACUACAUCACCACUACCACUGCAUCACCACUACCGCUGCAUCACCACUACCACUGCAUCACCACUACCACUGCAUCAUCACUACCACUGCAUCACAACCACUGCAUCACCACUAUCGCUGCAUCAUCACUACCACUGCAUCACCACAACCACUGCAUCACCACUACCACUGCAUCAUCACUACCACUGCAUCACCACCACUGCAUCACCACCACUGCAUCACCACCACUACCACUGCGUCAUUAUCACUUCCUGAACCACCGACUGCUUCCCUGACCAAAGAUAACAAGCAUAAGGAAGAGAGUAGAGAUAAGGAACACGCUUGAUGUGACUCACAGACUGUCUGUGUGAGGUUCAUUCAUGAAUGUGGUGUAGUAGACUGGUGUGUGUACACAGCUGACUGGUAUCAACACAACACCACGUGUACCAGCCUCUCUACAUAUUCUGUUAGUCAAGUUACAGAACUGUGUUCUCCUGUAGCUACCAAGGCUGUGUUUUCUUGACUCUGUGUCAGGACUGUGGUUUUAUAAAGAUGUGUCCGGAAGGUGUUUUAUAAAGAUGUGUCCGGAAGGUGUUUUAUAAAGCUGUGUCAUGAGUGUUUUACCGAAGCUGUGUCGGAAACAAGUUUUCCUGAAAGUGGUGUCUGUGUAACACUCAAGUUGUGUCAGAAUUGUCUGUGUAACAGAAAAUCAUGAAUCAGAGAAAACAUUGAAAUUGUCACUUGAAGGAAAUUGUGUCGGACUGCUUAUUGAGCUAUGUGCUUGCUUAUAUUUCAGUGGCUCA